Molecule: messenger RNA, 2136 nt
Organism: Odobenus rosmarus divergens (Pacific walrus)
Lineage: Eukaryota; Metazoa; Chordata; Mammalia; Carnivora; Odobenidae
Gene: CASC3
Product: cancer susceptibility candidate 3
Exons: 13
Coding region: 25-2136 (703 amino acids)
Biological process (GO): mRNA processing
Cellular component (GO): exon-exon junction complex
Molecular function (GO): mRNA binding
Source: RefSeq, a predicted model, not a curated record
CCGUCGGCGGCCGUUCUCCGUAAGAUGGCGGAUCGGCGGCGGCAGCGCGCUUCGCAGGACACGGAGGACGAAGAGUCUGGUGCUUCGGGCUCAGACAGCGGCGGCUCCCCGGCGCGGGGCGGCGGGAGCUGCAGCGGUAGCGCUGGAGGCGGUGGCAGUGGCUCUCUGCCUUCCCAGCGCGGAGGCCGAGCUGGGGCCCUUCAUCUGCGGCGGGUGGAGAGCGGGGGGGCUAAGAGCGCUGAGGAGUCGGAAUGUGAGAGUGAAGAUGGCAUCGAGGGCGAUGCUGUUCUGUCGGAUUAUGAAAGUGCAGAAGACUCUGAAGGUGAGGAAGGGGAAUACAGUGAAGAGGAAAACUCCAAAGUAGAGCUGAAAUCAGAAGCCAAUGAUGCUGCUAAUUCUUCAGCAAAAGAAGAGAAGGGAGAAGAAAAGCCUGACACCAAAGGCACUGUGACUGGAGAGAGGCAGAGUGGGGAUGGACAGGAGAGCACAGAACCUGUGGAGAACAAAGUGGGGAAAAAGGGCCCUAAGCAUUUGGAUGAUGAUGAAGAUCGGAAGAACCCAGCCUACAUACCCCGGAAAGGGCUCUUCUUUGAGCAUGAUCUUCGAGGGCAGACACAGGAGGAGGAAGUCAGACCCAAGGGGCGUCAGCGAAAGCUAUGGAAGGAUGAGGGUCGCUGGGAGCAUGACAAGUUCCGGGAAGAUGAACAAGCUCCAAAGUCCCGACAGGAGCUCAUUGCUCUUUAUGGCUAUGACAUCCGCUCAGCUCACAAUCCUGAUGACAUCAAACCCCGAAGAAUCCGGAAACCCAGGUUUGGGAGUCCUCCACAAAGAGAUCCAAACUGGAUUAUUGAGCGGCCAAACAAGUCCCAUCGCCACCAGGGUCCUGGGGGCACCCUACCACCAAGGACAUUUAUCAACAGGAAUGCUGCAGGGACUGGCCGAAUGUCUGCUCCCAGGAAUUACUCUCGAUCUGGGGGCUUCAAGGAAGGUCGUGCUGGUUUUAGGCCUGUGGAGGCUGGUGGGCAGCACGGUGGCCGUUGUGGUGAGACUGUUAAACAUGAAAGCAGUUACCGAUCACGGCGCCUAGAGCAGACUCCUGUGAGGGACCCAUCUCCAGAAGCUGAUGCUCAAGUGCUCGGCAGUCCCGAGAAGGAGGAGGUGGCCUCAGAGAUACCAGCUGCUGCUCCCGACACUGCACCACCGGCCCCUGACAGGCCUGUUGAGAAGAAAUCCUACUCCCGGGCAAGAAGAACCAGAAUCAAAGCUGGAGAUGCAGUCAAGGUUGCAGAGGAGGUGCCCCCUCCACCCGAAGGGCUGAACCCAGCACCUCAAGUCCCAGAAACGACCCCUCCUCCACCUGCUAAGACUGGAAACUGGGAGGCUCCAGUGGAUUCUACUACAAGUGGACUUGAGCAAGAUGUGGCACAACUAAAUAUAGCAGAACAGAAUUGGAGUCCAGGGCAGCCUUCGUUCCUGCAACCACGUGAGCUUCGGGGUAUGCCCAACCACAUGCACAUGGGAGCAGGACCUCCACCUCAGUUUAACCGGAUGGAAGAAAUGGGUGUCCAGGGUGGGCGAGCCAAACGCUAUUCAUCUCAGCGGCAAAGACCUGUGCCAGAGCCCCCUGCUCCUCCUGUGCACAUCAGUAUCAUGGAGGGACAUUACUAUGAUCCACUGCAGUUCCAGGGACCAAUCUAUACCCAUGGUGACAGCCCUGCCUCACUGCCUCCUCAGGGCAUGAUUGUGCAGCCAGAAAUGCACCUUCCCCACCCAGGUUUACAUCCCCACCAGACACCAGCACCUCUGCCCAAUCCGGGCCUCUAUCCCCCACCAGUGUCCAUGUCUCCAGGACAGCCACCACCUCAGCAGUUGCUUGCCCCUACUUACUUUUCUGCUCCAGGCGUCAUGAACUUUGGUAAUCCCAGUUACCCUUAUGCUCCAGGGGCACUGCCUCCCCCACCGCCGCCUCAUCUGUAUCCUAAUACGCAGGCCCCAUCACAGGUAUAUGGAGGAGUGACCUACUAUAACCCCGCCCAGCAGCAGGUGCAGCCAAAGCCCUCCCCACCCCGGAGGACUCCCCAGCCAGUCACCAUCAAGCCCCCACCACCUGAGGUUGUAAGCAGGGGUUCCAGUUAA